CCAAUCUGCUUCCCUCUUCCAACUUCGUCAAUUAUUAUUACUAUAAGUACACUCUGAACUCCCUCCCUCUCUCUCUCUCUCUCUCAAAAUCAAGAAAAUCCUCAUUCAUUCGAUUUUCUCUCUUCUUGAUUACCGACAGAUCUGAAUCCCUUCACUAUCAAACACGGGACGAUGAAGAACUCGGUAUCCGAUAGGAGUCUCUACAUCGAGAGCGAAGAAGAAGAAGAAGAAGAAGACGAAGUCAAUGAAGAAGAAGGGCGCGCCAAGGAAGGAGCAGACGACGACGAGGAUUCCGACGGCUCGGACUCCUCCUCCGCCGGUACCCCGCGGCGCAGCAGACCGGGCUCCUACAACACGGCCUGGCCUCAGAGUUACAGGCAGUCGAUCGACAUAUACAGCAGCGUGACGCCGCCGACGAUCGGAUUCCUGCAGGGGACGCCGUCGACGCUGAGCAGGCUCGGCAGCUCGUUCCUGACUUCUUCGUUCCAAGGCCGACACACGCCGGAGGUCAUCUCCUCACUCAUCAAGCCACUCCUUCCGACCACCAUCUCAGAGCAGGAGCAACAACAACAAAGGAAGAGCUCUCACUCCUUGCUCCCACCCCCAAUUCCCACAAAGAGGACUUCCUUCAGAAAAACUAAAGAAGAGCAGAAGCCUGCAGCCAAGUCUUUUGUGUCACAUGAGCUUCCUACUGGACCUCGGCAGUGCACUUUUGGCCAGGCUGUGCUUAAUGGAAUUAAUGUUCUGUGUGGAGUUGGAAUUCUCUCAACACCCAAUGCAGUGAAGCAAGGGGGCUGGUUGGGACUAUUAAUCUUGUUACUAUUUGCUGUGCUCGCUUUCUACACUGGAAUUCUCCUUCGACGAUGCCUUGACAGUGACUCAGGCCUCCAAACUUAUCCAGACAUUGGCCAGGCUGCCUUUGGCAACGCUGGUCGCUUUGCUAUAUCGAUAGUUCUAUAUCUGGAGUUGUAUGCUUGCUGUGUCGAGUACAUCAUACUAGAGAGCGAUAUUGGUGGAUUGCAUAUCAAUUCUCAUAUACUCUUUGCUGUGAUGACCACUCUGAUUGUUCUUCCUACAACUUGGGUUCGGGAUCUAAGCAUUCUCAGUUAUCUCUCAGCUGGAGGAGUUGUUGCAUCUAUAUUGGUAGCAUUAAGCUUGUUCUGGGUUGGAUUGGUUGAUCAAGUUGGCUUCAAAUAUGAAGGAACAGCACUAAAUCUUCCAGGAAUCCCACUUGCCAUUGGUCUAUAUGGAUACUGCUACUCAGGGCAUGCAGUUUUCCCUAAUAUAUACUCCUCUCUGAAACAGCGCAACCAGUACUCAUCCGUUCUCUUUGCAAGUUUCUUGAUCUGUACUGUACUGUUUGGUGCGGUUGCGGUAGUGGGAUUCGCGAUGUUUGGACAAUCCACACUUUCUCAAUUUACACUUAACAUGCCACAAAAGUUUGUGGCUUCAAAAGUUGCUGUUUGGACUACGGUGGUGAACCCCAUUACCAAAUAUGCAUUGACUUUGAUGCCCAUGGCAUUGAGUUUGGAGGAGCUAAUACCAGAAAACCAUCAAAAGUCUCACUUCUACUCAAUUGCCAUAAGGACGAGCUUGGUAAUUUCAAUAUUGGUAGUGGCUCUUUCAGUUCCAUUCUUUGGUCUGGUGAUGGCACUAAUUGGGUCUUUUCUCACCAUGCUAGUGACUUUGAUUUUCCCAUGCAUUUGCUUUCUAAGCAUCCUCAGAGGCAAGGUAACAUGGAUUCAGGUCUCUUUGUGCGUCUUAAUUAUCGGAGUAGGAGUUACUUCUGCUGCUUUGGGCUCCUUCUCAGCGAUCUCGAAGAUAAUACAAAGUUUAAUUAAUUGAUGUCGCCAUCUUUAUUUUAUAAAUUAAGUUUAUUGUUUUCUAUUUCGUUGAUUCGUUUUCCCCCAUAUUUUUCAUCCUUUGUUAAAUUAGAUGGGGAUAUAGUAAAAGAUCGAACCGUCAGACUGAACUGUUUAAGUGUUUGCUUGAGAUUGUGUUGGUGUAUACCUUGAUCAAAUCGCAUAUUUUUUUUAUGUCAGUUUGAUCUCUCUUUGCAGUGUAA
This is a messenger RNA of Asparagus officinalis (garden asparagus), 2065 nucleotides long. Its product is annotated as vacuolar amino acid transporter 1-like. Gene Ontology annotation, cellular component: plasma membrane. Lineage: Eukaryota; Viridiplantae; Streptophyta; Magnoliopsida; Asparagales; Asparagaceae. The record is from RefSeq and is a predicted model, not a curated record.